This is a messenger RNA of Kickxella alabastrina, 560 nucleotides long. RefSeq names its product transcription factor IIA, alpha/beta subunit-domain-containing protein. The record is from RefSeq and is a predicted model, not a curated record. The transcript is spliced from 2 exons. Gene Ontology annotation, cellular component: transcription factor TFIIA complex. Gene Ontology annotation, biological process: transcription by RNA polymerase II; transcription initiation at RNA polymerase II promoter. NCBI's taxonomy places the organism in Eukaryota, Fungi, Kickxellomycota, Kickxellomycetes, Kickxellales, Kickxellaceae. Bases 63 to 560 code for a protein of 165 amino acids.
UUUUUCGAAUUACCACUUUUAAUUAUUCAACCAACACUAAUUUUAUUUUUAAAUUAACCACAAUGUCAAACUCCAUUGUGGCAGCAAUCUACCGCUAUGUUAUAGACGACGUUGUGCGCAACGUGCAGGCCGAUUUCGAAGGCCACGGCGUCGACACCUCGGUUCUGGAAGAGCUGCAGCGCAGCUGGGAAGCAAAGAUAAUUCAGAGUCGUGUGGCCUCAUUUCCCGGAGAGGACGCCGGUAACGACAUUGACAAUGCGACGGUUGACGGUGCCUCCGAUGAUGAUGAUGACGACGAGGACAGUGGUGACCGUGCCAACGAUGACCUUGACGGAAACAGAGAGGCACCCGAAGAUGCCAUCAACUCCGACCUCGAUGACACCGACGAGGAGGACGACUAUGAAGGCGGCGCCGAAGAGACAGAGCAUAUAGUCUUGUGCCAGUAUGACAAGGUUACUAGAAGCAAGAACAAGUGGAAGUGCGUUUUGCGCGACGGCAUCAUGUUGAUCAACGGCCGCGACUAUCUGUUCCAAAAGGCAACCGGCGACUUUGAGUGGUAG